Triticum aestivum (bread wheat) is the source of this 1593-nucleotide messenger RNA. RefSeq lists its product as uncharacterized. The transcript is spliced from 3 exons. The record is from RefSeq and is a predicted model, not a curated record. Bases 1 to 1593 code for a protein of 530 amino acids. Lineage: Eukaryota; Viridiplantae; Streptophyta; Magnoliopsida; Poales; Poaceae.
AUGCAAAUGGUCUCCACGGGCCGGACUGCGGUGAACAUUAACGGCGAGAUUGGCCCAUACUUCCCCACCUUCUGUGGGGUGUGUCAGGGCGAUCCCUUCUCCCCGUUCCUCCUCAACAUGGUGGUUGAUGGCCUGGCAGCCAUCUUAGAUAAGGCCAAGGCUGCAGGCCAUAUCAAGGGCAUAGUCCCGCAUCUAGUAGGAGGGAACGGGAUUUCCCUCCUCCAAUAUGCGAAUGACACCAUUAUCAUGGUGGAAGGAUAUGCGAGCGACAUCACGAACUUGAAGUUCCUCCUGCUCUGCUUUCAGCAGAUGUCUAGCCUCGGGAUUAACUUCAAUAAGAGUACAGUGAUGGUUUUGGGCUACUCCGAUGAUGAACGGCAGAGCAUCGCGGACCGUCUUAACUGUACACUUGGGAGCUUCCCCACGACCUAUUUGGGGAUACCCAUUAGUGACUCGAGGCUCACGGUGGUCGAGCUGCGCCCCACGAUGGCCCGGACUGUGCUCAUUAACUCGUCCCUAUCCAGCCUGCUCUUAUUCAUUAUGAGCUUCUACAGCCUGCCUGAGACUCUGCACCAUGAGAUUGCUAGAGUUCAGGGGCGCUUCUUCUGGGCUGACGAGGGCGACAAACAGAAGUACCACAUGGUUCGGUGGACUGAGAUCUGUAAGCCUCGCGAUCAGGGCGGUCUCGGGAUCAUGUCCUCCAAACGCAUGAACAUUUCACUCCUGACUAGGUGGCUUUGGCGGAUUACGAACGGUGAGUGUGGCUUAUGGCUCCGCAUCAUCCAGCAGAAAUACCUCCGUGGCCAGCCGCUCGCCUUUUGUCAGCGGUCCGGUGGCUCCCAGUUCUGGCAAUCCAUCAUACAGCUCCUCCCAGUCCUCCGCAUUGGGACCUCGAUUGCGGUUGGAUCUGGCACCGCCACGCUGUUUUGGUUCGAUCGCUGGGCUAGGGACGCCCCCUUCGCGGCUCGUUUUCCUGACCUGUUCACCAUCGCGGUAGACCCGCGAAUUUCUGUCGCGGUAGCCCUUAUUGACUUAGGGAAACUCGCGUUCCGGCGACCGUUUGGACCGGCUGAGAAUGCUGCUUGGCAUGACUUGCUCGACUGCAUCGCGCUGCACGAGCCUGAGCUAGAUGUGGGAGAUGAUCGCACCAGGUGGCGUCUAGAGCCAUCUGGUCUAUUAUCCACUAAAUCACUCUACCAGGCUAUCGCCCCCUCUCCGGGAACCGAGGCUCUUACCACCAUCUGGGAGAUCCGGCUCCCCUUGAAAAUUAGGAUUUUCUUGUGGCAAUGGAUCCGCGGCCGCCUUCCGUCCGGUGUGGAGGUCCUGAAACGCAACGGCCCUGGCGAUGGGCAUUGCAAAGAGGAUUCAAACCAUAUUUUCUUCACCCGUGUGUCCGCGCAGUUCCUAUGGAGCUGUUUCCGUGAAAUUGUGGGUGGAAACUGGGAUCACAACAACUUUCCCGCUCUCUUCGCCGAACUCCAGGCAUUACCGCCCUCGUCUCGCCACAUUAGGUGGUUGACCAUCGGCGUGCUUGCCUGGACGCUGUGGACUGUUAGGAAUAAGCUUGUGAUUCAGUCUUUGGCGGCCGCUUAG